Molecule: messenger RNA, 820 nt
Organism: Girardinichthys multiradiatus
Lineage: Eukaryota; Metazoa; Chordata; Actinopteri; Cyprinodontiformes; Goodeidae
Gene: smim8
Product: small integral membrane protein 8
Exons: 2
Coding region: 133-411 (92 amino acids)
Source: RefSeq, a predicted model, not a curated record
CGUAAGGAACACCCGAAGAAGAACAGGUGGCAACCUUUCAAGGCAAAGCGUUCAUGACACAUAACGACACUUUCUUUUGUUUUUUUGGUUUCCACCCAUGAGUUGUGUGUAAUUUAAGGGCGAGGAGACACGAUGGUAAAAGAAGCUGGGAAGGAGAGUGCCGAGGAGAAAGGCUUCCGGACGCCUGGGCUGAGGGGAGCACAGACCACCACAUUGUUCCGGGCUGUCAAUCCUGAACUCUUCAUAAAACCAAAUAAACCAGUGAUGGUAUUUGGCCUGGUGGCCAUCACUUUGAGCGUGGGUUACCUGGGCUAUCUGCACGCUGUGAAAGAAAAUGACCAGCAGCUUUAUGAAGCGAUAGACAGCCAAGGACAGAGAUACAUGAAGAGGAAGACGUCUAAAUGGGACUGAUGGCAGUCCCAGAUGGCAGAUGCAUGCUGUGCAGCACCAUGUGACAGUGUGUAGAAUAUGGGGUUUAAAGGACACAAAGAUGAAAGCUGAGCUGAUUGAAACAAGGACAUACCCCAAACUGAAGAGUCUCACCGUGUUCCAACAGGGCUACACAUAUGAACAGGACCAACAACCAAAUACACACACACCCUUAAUAGAAAUGUAGAGAGCUCAAAUAACCCAACAUCCAUGUUUUUGGACUGUGAGAAGAAGGCACAGAACUCCAAAAGAACCCACACAUGAAUGAGAACAUGCAUACUCCUUUCAAAAAGACAGCGACAGUGCACAGUGGACUUCCGUGGAGAACGUGGAAUGAAGUAAAUCAAGUUAUUGUUCAGAAUCCUAAUAAACUUAGAAAAUAUUAAAGCUA